CUUCUGUCAAUCAAUAUCAAUCAAUCGAACUCAUCAAAGCCGACCAAAGUUUAUUUCAUUAUUUAUGUUCAGGAUUACAUAGUGGAAUUUUAAAAUUUAUAGCUUUGUACAUUGUUUUUGAAUAUUUACUUCACAAUGAAACUAAAAAUGUUACUCUUUUCUACCCUGCUUGUCUUACUUUCUAAUGUUUUAUGUGAAAAUAAAUACAGCAAGUCGGCUAAUGAGAAAAAGAAAAGUGAUGUAGACUUUAGGACUUUACAAAAACCCUUUAGAAUGAAUAAACUGAACAUUUUAUGGACAAAAGCUCAACUGCGUCUCACAGAACCAAAACUAAAGUCACUCUACAGUGAUUUAAUGAUUCAAGACAAAGAAGAGAUCACAUACAAGAGAGUUAAAAGUGAGGGUGGUGAUAAAGAAGGUCUAAAGGAGGCAGAGUUACGGCGCAAGCUCACCAACAUAAUGAAUGUCUAUGGACUGAGAGAGCAUUUUGAUGACAAGCAUGUGGGGAGACAGAAAAUGGAUCCGGAGCAUAAUUCAGCGAUGGAUGAGUACAUAAACCGUAGUCUAUUCAAAGACAAGAAGCUGAACAUGCUGUGGUCGAAAGCAGAGGCGUCGGGGUUCACACCGGAGGAGUUAGCAGCGUUGCGCGAGGAGUUCACGCACCACCAGGAGAAGAUUGACCAGUACUAUGAUCUGCUCGGUAAUGUGGAGACUGAGGGACAUGAAGGUUUUAAAAAUGCCAUAAAUGAUGAAGAAAUGGUAAAUUUUAAUGAAGUUAAUUUGGAAACUAAUGAAGUAUUGAACAAGGAUUUUGUGGACAAGGCCAACUUGCUCCGAGACAAGCACCGCGGUCUGCGCGACGGCUACGACCGUUUGCAACGCAUCGCCGCUAGAGGUCCCAACAACAAGGAGUUCGUGGAGCCGAAGGUGCAAGGCUUGUGGCGUAUGGCCGCCGCCGCCAACUUCACUGUCGACGAGCUUGCUUCAAUAAAGGUGGAGCUGCAGCACUACGAGUCGCGGUUGCUGAAGCUGCGCCACCUGCAGGCCGACCACGUAAGCAAUCUAGAGAAACAUCAUUCAAAGGUGGCUGCGAGUGGCGACAAGAUGGACAUGUUCGCGGAGCAGCAGCAGCAGAUCAAGAAGCAUUCCAGGAAAGUAGAGAAGAUGCACGAUGAUUUGCACAAGAGGAUCUCACAGCGGCACACAGAGUUGUAGGCCUACGUACAACAUAAGUUAAUGAAAUUGAUUUUACUUACUAAGUGUACGUAGUGAUAUCCAAAGGCAUUUAUUUUUUUAAUUAAAUCAACAUUAGGAAAUAAUAAAAUAAUCGAAAUUUUGGUAGCUUUGUAACUAUUGAAGUAAUUUUAUUUCUUUUACAAAGGGAAGUUGUCAAUAUGUUGGAUUUCACGUGUGUGAAGCUAGUUUAAAAAAUAUGCUUCCCUCAUUCGGAAGUACAUUUAAAUAGUCCUUAACAUAUCAAAUUGUGAAAACAGCGACAUUUUAUUGUUAUUUUUCAAAAAUCAAUUUGAACAUUACUAGAAAGUAAUGAUAUAAGAUCAAUUUAUAAAAUGUAGUAAAGUACAUAUUUUUUUAUUAUAUUCGUUAGAAAUAGAAUCUCUCGUUUUAAAGUUUUAUUUUAUAUUGUUUAUUUUUUAAAUAUACGAAGAAAAUA
Molecule: messenger RNA, 1672 nt
Organism: Papilio xuthus (Asian swallowtail)
Lineage: Eukaryota; Metazoa; Arthropoda; Insecta; Lepidoptera; Papilionidae
Product: alpha-2-macroglobulin receptor-associated protein
Exons: 7
Coding region: 136-1215 (359 amino acids)
Biological process (GO): regulation of receptor-mediated endocytosis
Cellular component (GO): endomembrane system; endoplasmic reticulum
Molecular function (GO): low-density lipoprotein particle receptor binding; heparin binding; receptor antagonist activity
Source: RefSeq, a predicted model, not a curated record